Yamadazyma tenuis ATCC 10573 is the source of this 3127-nucleotide messenger RNA. The record is from RefSeq and is a predicted model, not a curated record. NCBI's taxonomy places the organism in Eukaryota, Fungi, Ascomycota, Pichiomycetes, Serinales, Debaryomycetaceae.
CACAUUGCAAGCAACAAUUUCCUGGCUUGUGAAGAUCACUAAUCAGUUGAGCUUGCUUUAUUCUGAUUAUUGCUUUCUAUUUCAAGUUCCAAUCGUGCAUUACGGGGUUCCGUCUUACUAGUUUUUAAGUCUUCAGCACUAGGUUUCUUUUAUCCCGACUUUCAAGUGAUUUUUUUUGGUUUACUACUUCUGAGACAUCUCCAACAUGAACAAACUGAUAUAUGAGCUUGCCACGAUAGCAUCGGCAGCUGCCACUGCUGCCAAGGGCUCGAUCAGAAUAGUGUGUGCUGAUACUUCCCGAGUGCUAAACAGUGACAUAGUCAAAUGUGUAACGGGAAAACCGUUGGAAUAUGUGGUGAAUCCUACUUCAUCAGGUGCUAACGCGUCCAGAUCCAUGUACAAAGACCUCCAGGCCAAGUCACUCGCUAACAGACAAUCUCAUAGAAACUACUGCACAAAGCCGAGUAAACGUUCCCAAAAUUACUCGACAAAUGCCCUUGAUGGGCAAAUCAACCCCAGCUUGGAUCCUCUUAAUGAGGAAAAGAUCGCUACAAAGCCAAAAGUGGUUGGUUCCAAGCCUGAAAAAUCAGCACUUGAGUCGUCCGAAGUCCCCAGCUCCAGGUUGGCUAGAAUGUUCCAUUACGGGUCUUUGGCAGCCGGAAUGGGCUUAGGAAUGGCCCAACAUGGUAUCAAGCAUUACGCCCGUACCGAUAGAACUGGACCCAGUGAAGGCUUAUCGUUUAAGAGCCUCUUGUUAAAUCCUCAAAAUAUCGAAAGACUUGCCAAAAAAUUCAGUCAGAUGAGAGGAGCUGCUUUGAAAAUUGGCCAACUUUUGUCGUUUCAAGACUCUGCGGUGAUCCCCAAGGAGAUCCAAGCUAUCUUGCUCAAAGUACAAAACUCUGCCCAUUAUAUGCCAUAUUCCCAGCUUAAUAGAGUUAUGACUGAAGACUUGGGUGCUAACUGGAGAUCCAAUCAUUUUACCUCGUUUGACGAUAUUCCUAUAGCGGCUGCUUCCAUUGGCCAGGUCCACAAUGCUGUGACAAACGACUUGUCCAAAGUGGUGGUGAAGGUACAAUAUCCUGGUGUUGUAAACUCCAUUGACUCGGACUUGAACAAUAUCUUGAUGCUUUUGACGGCAUCUUCGUUGCUACCACCGGGCUUGUUUCUUGAUAAAACCAUAGCAAACGCACGGGUUGAACUCAAAUGGGAGUGUGACUAUAUCAGAGAGGCUCAAAACUUGAUAAGAUUUGAAGAUAUGGUGAAAGAUUAUCCUGAGUUCAAGGUUCCCAAGGUUUACCACAAGUUAUGUGGAACGCACGUCUUAACGAUGGAAAAAAUGGAAGGUACUGAGGUGAUCAAGGGCAAUUGGGAUCAAGAAACCAGAAACUGGAUUGCCACAAACAUCAUGAAGUUGUGUUUGUUGGAGAUCAAGAAGUUCAAAUUCAUGCAAACCGAUCCCAACUGGGCCAACUUCUUAUUCAACGAUAAGACUCACCAGAUCGAGCUUUUGGACUUCGGUGCUGCUAGAGACUUUGGCGAUGAGUUUGUUGAGAACUACGUGGCGGUGUUGAGAGCUGCUAUUAGAAAAGAUAGACAGGCUAUUGAAGAUAUCUCUGUGAAGUUGGGAUACUUGACUGGUUUAGAAAGCCAAAGAAUGGUAGAUGCACAUGUGGAUUCGGUGUUGGUAUUGGGAGAACCCUUCUCCCCCCAGAACAAUGGUGGCAAGACAUUUGAUUUCAGGAAUCAGACGGUCACAGACAGAGUAAGAGGUAAUAUCAGUGUGAUGUUGAGUGAACGAUUGACCCCCCCUCCAGAAGAAACGUACUCCUUACACAGAAAGUUAAGUGGAGUAUUUUUGUUGUGUUCAAGAUUGAACGCUCAAGUGCCAUGUGAGCAGUUGUUUGCGGAUAUAAUCGGCCAUUGAACAGUCUGAACAGGCUCCUUUGUAUAUAAUAAAUAAUGUUAAUCAUCUACGACUGAAAAAUUUAAGUUCUCUUUUUAGAUAAGAUUUAGCGCGCGAUUGCCAUCUCCAGUUACCACUUCUAUAUCUAAUUACAAUUAGAUGAAUUCGUAUGGGCUGUUAGCGGAGGACUCUGACAAGUCGCCCACAGGUGAUGAAGAUACUGACAUAUAUCUUGUGUUGGGAAAUCCGUCCCAAAGAAAUCGAAAGUUCAUCCGAACCAGUUCAGUUAUUCUUCCUUCUACUGGUGAAAGAGUACACAGAAAGCUUUCUUUCAAAGAUACUAACGAGAACAUUGACGAUAGUAAUGGGAUGAAUGAAGGGUCUAGUGAGCUCCAGCCAUUGCUUUUAUCAACCAACAUCUCCAUUCAAAAUAAGGCCAAGAUCUUGAUGUAUAUGGCACAUAACUUUAUUGUGGAAAUGUAUCAAAAUGAAAAGACAAAAAGUAUCCUCAAGUGUUCAUUGGCAUAUCUUAUUGGAUCUUUAGGGGUAUAUUGGCUGGUUUUAAACAGAUUCCUAGGUAAUUCAGACUUUAAGCACGUUAUUGCUACUGUUGUGGUAUAUUUCCACCCGUCAAGAACAAAAGGCUCAAUGCAUAUUACCUUGAUCUACGUGAUAAUAUCCAUCUCGUUCAGUUUCCUUGUGUGUUUUGGAUGCAGAUUCCUCUCCGCUUCUUUCUAUAAAAAUGGGAGUGAAGAGGUAAGUAUGGCUAUUGACUUGGUGGUUUCGUCAGUUAGCUUGGGGGUAGUGGCCUUCAUGAAACAGAAAGUUAACAAGGAGACUUUCAAUACGGCGUGCUCUUUGGCAUCUAUUUCCAUUGUGGCUUGUAUCAUAAAAGAGGGUAGUAUGAACGGAGCCAUCAUUCCCAUAGAGAGGCUAUUAUCAACUCUCCGGAUAGUGGUUACUGGGUGUUUUAUCUCGGUGGCUGUUUGUUAUCUUUUGUGGCCACAAACAGCAGAAAGCCUUGUUAAAAAGGAUUUGAAUGAUAGCUUCAACCUCAUGUCUUCUAUACUAUCAGUAAUUGUGAACCGGUUUCUAAAGGGAGAGAAUUUGGAUCAUAAAGACAACGAGCUUUUCAAUCGGUUGAAUCUGAAAAUCAACAACUUGAAGAAGAAUUUGGCUGAUGCAAAGGAAAGGAGUCUGAGUGGAAACACUUGGAAAUGUUAA